AAACAUUGAAUUUCAUAUAUAGUUUAGAAUGAGUCGUUCACCAGUAUAACCGACCAUCAAAAUAACACAAAAUCAAUUCCAUAUCAAGUCAAAUUCAUCUUGCAAGCACAACAUAUUUUGAGGUUUCAAACAGGUACUCGUUUACCAGAAGUAGGAAGAGUUGGUCACCAAUAUACCCCAUCCUUUCUUUUGUCUCUUUCCUCUUCCCAUUUCCCUACAAAAGCCACUCACGUCUCUUCUAAUUCUCAACCUGGACAAACCAAUUAAACACCAUCAGAACAUACAACUCUUAUUGGCGCUUUGAGCUUUUUCUAUAUUCAAGAAAAAACCAAUCUUAAAAGAAUGGCACAAAGAAGUUUCUUCAUCCUUGCUGUUGUACUAGCCACAUCGUGUUGGGCAAUGGUGGCUGCACAGCAGAGUUGUACUAAUGCACUGGUGGGCAUGUCACCAUGCCUGAACUACAUCACCGGAAAUUCCUCCAGUCCAUCUUCAGGAUGCUGCUCUCAGCUCGCCACAGUAGUCCGCUCUGAGCCACAGUGCUUGUGUCAGGUCCUCAAUGGCGGUGGCUCUUCACUAGGCAUUAAUAUUAAUCAAACUCAGGCUUUGGCACUCCCUGGUGCCUGCAAUGUCCAGACUCCUCCACUUAGCCGCUGCAAUGGAGCUGCUUCUCCAUCAGACUCUCCAGCAGGAACACCAGUUUCAGAUACUCCAAACACUUCUUCAGGAACUGGAUCUAAAACCGUACCAAGUACUGAUAAUGGCACAUCUUCUGGAAGUUCCAUCAAGAUUUCAACUCCAAUGUUCUUCUUUGCUCUUCUUGUGGCUGCAUAUACUUCAGCCUUUGCAACACACUGAUUCUUUCCAGUUUAGUCUGUACUUCAGAGUUCCCAGAACUCUUAUACAUAGAUGUUGUGAUUGUAUUCUUCAUUUGUUCUGAUCUAGAUUUAGAGAGGUGUGCAGUGUUAUUUAUUUUGAAACCCUACUUAGGGUUUAUCAUUGUUUUGUAUUUACUGAAGAGACCAGUUGAUGCAUACUCUCUUCUAUAUUUAAUAAAAGUGUUGUGGUUUGCGACUUA
Cannabis sativa is the source of this 1075-nucleotide messenger RNA. Its product is annotated as non-specific lipid transfer protein GPI-anchored 5. Bases 343 to 855 code for a protein of 170 amino acids. Gene Ontology annotation, molecular function: lipid binding. The record is from RefSeq and is a predicted model, not a curated record. The transcript is spliced from 3 exons. Gene Ontology annotation, biological process: lipid transport. NCBI's taxonomy places the organism in Eukaryota, Viridiplantae, Streptophyta, Magnoliopsida, Rosales, Cannabaceae.